Messenger RNA from Microstroma glucosiphilum, 890 nucleotides. Its product is annotated as FK506 binding protein. NCBI's taxonomy places the organism in Eukaryota, Fungi, Basidiomycota, Exobasidiomycetes, Microstromatales, Microstromataceae. The transcript has 3 exons. The record is from RefSeq and is a predicted model, not a curated record. Gene Ontology annotation, molecular function: peptidyl-prolyl cis-trans isomerase activity. The coding region runs from base 83 to 421 and encodes 112 amino acids.
CUCAUCCUACACCAACGGACCAUCAGUCAUCAUUCUCGCCUCUACUCUCUUUCGUCGUACCUUCUCUCAAACAGCCAAAAGAAUGGGUGUCACAGUCGAGACCAUUUCCGCCGGUGACGGCAAGAACUUCCCCAAGUCUGGAGACAAGGUCUCCAUGCACUACGUCGGUACCCUCCAAGACGGCAGCAAGUUUGACUCGUCCCGAGACCGCGGAUCUCCCUUCCAGACUCAGAUCGGUGUCGGUCAAGUCAUCAAGGGAUGGGAUGAGGGUGUUCCUCAGCUCUCCCUCGGACAGAAGGCCAACCUGAUCUGCACCCCUGACUACGCCUACGGACCCCGAGGUUACCCUCCCGUUAUCCCAGCCAACGCUACCCUCAAGUUCGAGGUUGAGCUUCUGGCCAUCAACGGAAAGAGCUCUUAAAUCGAAGCUCUGUCAAUAAGUGCAGGGUCGAGACAACUAGGGGUAAUCUGGAAGGAUUGAAAGAAAUUUGCCAUAUCUUGGGCAGUCAGUAAUGUCACAAUUUCUGACCACCAUGAGUUGUGCGUGCUGCUCGUCGCUUGCAAUUCUGCUGAUGAUUUACGGUGAUCUAGAGAAUUUGUUAUGACAUUCGAGAGCAUGAGGGUCAAAUGCGAUAAGUAGCGACGAGAGAGUUCGGACGUGAGAAGGCAUGACGAAUCAGGCAGGAAGGAUUUGGAACGAUAGGGUAUCGGGUGUCGGGUAUCGAAGAAAUUCGUCAGGUCUUGAAAGGUCGUCAUAUGGCGCCGAUGAGUGAGCGAAGGUUCAGAGUUCUGCACAACAUUGCCUCCUCAGGCACAUCUCAGUACAGUGUCUUGUCAGUUUGCACCAGACGGUAAGCAUGCUCGAGGCUCGCCUUGUACCUCCAGACGAG